This is a messenger RNA of Peniophora sp. CBMAI 1063, 1542 nucleotides long. Lineage: Eukaryota; Fungi; Basidiomycota; Agaricomycetes; Russulales; Peniophoraceae. The record is from the annotation of a GenBank genome assembly.
AUGACUAUCCUCUUCCCUCUAGCCGUGACGAUCGCCGCGAUGACGCUUGCCCUCUAUCUUCGGUACAAACGAAGAUUCUCACGCCUCCCCCAUUUCGUGGCCAACGACAACGUUGUUUCUGCGCUGAGGAAUGCCGCAUCUGAGAAGCGAGGGGCUUGGGAAGUUUAUAAUGCGCUCUCCAAGCGGCAUGGCCCCAUGUUCUCUUUCAACCUGAUGGGGACCCCUGUACUCGUGUUGAACUCUGCAACACUAGGAUGGAAGAUACUUGAAAAACGUGGGGAUAGCUACUCAAGCCGCCCACGUCUUGUCACUGCGCACGAGGUCCUAUCUGGUAGUCUCAGAGGGCUGAGCUCACCGUACAACGAGCACUGGAAGAGAUGGAGGAAGGUACAACAUGAUGGGAUGAACUCCCGCCAAGCUCUCUUGUACCGGGACUUGCAGAGCCUCGAGGCAACUAUACUAGUGCGCGACCUUGCGCUCGACAGCAGCCAAUAUCAGGAGAAGACUCUGAGGAACAGGUUUGCAGCUUCUGUAGUGCUUAAUAUUUCGUACGGUCGCCGCGUGUCAAGCAUCAAAGACCCUGCGGUCGCCUACCAACUUGAAUCAGGCAAAGCGUUUUCCAGAGCAACGAUACCGGGGAAGUAUGUUGUGGACUCGUUCCCCAUUCUUCUGCUCUUGCCACGCGCUCUGCAAUGGUUCAGAAAGGAGUUUGACGCACUGUUCGCGAAGGAUCUUCAGUUCUAUCGGUCUAUGGUUCAAGAUGUUCGUGAGAAGAUGGCGGCCGGGACUCACAAGGAGAGCAUGACUGUACGGGCCCUUGAGAACCGUGGCCUGACCGAGGACGAGCGAGCUUACUUCGUCUCAGCGCCUUUCGGUGCCGGGCUGCAUACGACUGCAGGAAGUAUAGAAUACGCAAUCUUGGCAGCCCUAUUGCACCCCGAGUCAACGCGCAUCGCACAGCGAGAACUGGAUGACAUAGUUGGAAGAGACAGACUACCAACAUUCUCUGACAUGGCCUCUCUUCCGUACGUUUCUGCAUGGAUCAAGGAAGUUCAACGGUGGCGCCCAAUUGCUCCGCUUGCAGUACCACAUGCUGUGACCCGCGACGACGAUCUGGAGGAGUACCGCAUACCGCGAGAUACCAUUGUUUACGCGAAUAUCUACACCAUGAUGCAGGACCCUGAUCUUUUCCCCGACCCCGAUAGCUUUCGACCGGAGCGCUUCUUGUCAGUGGAUGACCAAACUCUUGAUCCUCGGCUGCGGGAGUUCACGCUUCCUUUCGGAUUCGGACGGCGUAUUUGCCCCGGGAUGUAUGUUGCUUUACAAUCCAUAUUCAUCGUCGUUGCUCGCAUUCUCUGGGCCUUCGAAGUACAACCACGUCCCGGUGCUGUGCUCCCGGACUCUCAUGCGUACGUCAGUGACGGGCUUUCGAAGUCCCCUGCCGCAUUUGCAUUCGUCCUGCGCCCUCGCUUUGAAGAAGCCCUUACCAUACUCAAUGCAGAGGCCGCGGAGGCCGAUAUCCGAGUGAAGGAAUGGGAGUGA